Molecule: messenger RNA, 1738 nt
Organism: Drosophila innubila
Lineage: Eukaryota; Metazoa; Arthropoda; Insecta; Diptera; Drosophilidae
Gene: Cdc42
Product: cdc42 homolog
Exons: 3
Coding region: 210-785 (191 amino acids)
Biological process (GO): small GTPase-mediated signal transduction
Molecular function (GO): GTP binding; GTPase activity
Source: RefSeq, a predicted model, not a curated record
AACCCUGUGCUUCGUCAUUCGCACGCAUACAGAUUUACUAUUUGCUGCAGAGAAGAACGAACACAAAAGAAAAAUAGUAGUUUUCUAUACGAAUCGACGCCCAACCCAGCCCAAAAAAAGUACAUAUUUGUUGCAGUUUUUCAAUUCAAAUCAGUUAAAUCGUUUUGUGAGAAAACUCGAAUUCGAACUCGAACUCGAAACCGUUCGGCAUGCAAACCAUCAAGUGUGUGGUCGUCGGAGAUGGCGCCGUGGGAAAGACGUGUCUUCUAAUCUCGUACACAACCAACAAAUUUCCAUCGGAAUAUGUGCCAACUGUAUUCGAUAAUUAUGCGGUGACGGUGAUGAUUGGCGGUGAGCCGUACACACUCGGAUUAUUCGAUACGGCCGGACAGGAGGAUUACGAUCGAUUGCGUCCGCUGUCAUAUCCGCAAACGGACGUUUUUCUCGUCUGCUUUUCGGUGGUCAGUCCCAGUUCAUUUGAAAACGUCAAGGAGAAGUGGGUGCCAGAGAUAACGCACCAUUGCCAGAAGACGCCGUUUUUGUUGGUGGGGACACAAAUCGAUUUGCGGGACGAGACGAGCACAUUGGAGAAGUUGGCCAAAAACAAGCAGAAACCGAUAACAUCGGAGCAGGGCGAGAAACUGGCCAAGGAGCUAAAAGCGGUCAAAUAUGUUGAGUGUUCAGCCCUCACACAAAAGGGACUCAAAAAUGUCUUCGAUGAGGCGAUUUUGGCAGCCCUGGAGCCGCCAGAGCCAACCAAGCGAAGGAGAUGCAAAUUCCUAUAAUUUUGCUGUCUCCCUCUCUCCCUAUCGUUCGUUCGUUCGUUCGUUUUGUUUGUUUCUUCGCGUCUUUUCGGUUGUUUUUUUUUUCGCCGCACAUUCUGUAUAUAUAUGUAUAGAAUAUAUACACAAUAUGUAUGUUUUCAUUUCCUCCCUUUUUUAAUUAUGUAUUAUUCUAUACACGCUUUCCAACACUGCAACACAAGCAAAAUUGCAAGUUUUCGCCAGCCCUAAAUUUGGUAGAUGGCAAAAUUGGACUUUAAUCAAUAAUAACUAUUAUUUUUAUUUUGUGUGUUUUUAAUGCCAUUUGAAAUAUGUACACAUUUAAAUUGUCUACAAAAAAAAUCAAAAACAAACAAAAAUUUUGCUUGCGCUGUGUUUUGUCCCCCUCCCACUCUUCCCCCCUCCUUUCUCUAUUUCUUUUGUUUUGGCGCAAUUUUCUAAUAAGAUACAAAAAAAAAGAAAGCAAAAAACAAACAACAAUAACAAUUAUAGCAAACACAUUAUUUAUAUAAACAUAUAUACAAAAUUAAGAGAAGAAAAACAAGAGAAAGCAGAGAGAAAAAUGUAUGCAAUUUUCUGUUUUGCAUUAAUACAAAAAAAAAAAAAAACCUAAAAUAGGACACAAAAAAAAAUACUGAGCCUCAGUGUGAAAGAGCUAGAAGAAGCAGCAAAGAGAAGAGAAUUAUUAUAUAAAAACAAAAAAAAAAACAACUAUACAUACAUACAAACAUAGAUACACGCAUACAUAUAAUGCAUAUGAAGGAAAUCAAUACAAAUACAAAUACAAUGCUUAAACAAACACACACAUCCACACACACACACACGAAGAACAACGGAACUAAAAACACUAAACUAAAUGGAAAAUAUGCGUAAUUGUAUGUAAAACGCUAUUAUGUAUCAAAAAUAAGAGUAUUGAAAUAUAUAAGAGACAAAGUUGCAAAAAAAAAAAUGGAAAA